CUUCUUCAACUCUCCAAUCAGUUGACCAUCCAGCGAUCACCUGGAUUAAUCUUAGCACAAUUGCACCCUUUGGUCUCUCAACUAGAUAAGGCUCCUUCCUAUCGUGUAAAAAUCAAUUAUUGACCCCAGAACAACCUUAUUUACGCAUGUUGACUUCUAGUAACCAGAGUCCAAUUCACUACCUAGAUAUCAACUACGGUAUCGGAAUAAACUUUUAGAUAACCGUUCCCUGUCACGCCAUCAUCGACUUGUACCACCACAUCGUAUCACGAUAGCUAUGGUCACAAUGGCGUCUUAGCCUACCUACUGUAGAAGCAUGCAGGCUGCCAUUAACAUCGAAGCUCAAGCCUUGAGGCUCAAGAAGACUGAUUCUUUCCAAACUGUCCAGAAACACCAAGACAUUGGCACAGCUUAUCAAAGAACUGUUUUGCAAAUCCAAUAACGAACCGCUGCAAAGCCCAAAUGUCUCUCCACAAACGGGGUUUCAGCGGCGAGAAGGAGGUCGCACCCGAGGACGGCUCCGCCAAUACGGAGAAGAAUCCAGGAAGCAAAAUAGAAGCCACCACCAACGCCCAAUCUGAUCCCGAAAAAUCGUCACCAAUUGUUGCAAUUGAUACUAAGGAUGAUCCUCAAUCAGGCUCAAACUCAGAAACAGAUUUCGCUGACGAUGACCCGGCAUUGCGAGAUAUUCCAUGGCACGUAAGGAGGGGUGUUAGUUUCGUUGACGAUCCUACUGAACCAACACUUACCUUUCGCUACUUCAUCUUGUCAUUUCUGUUCAUUCUCCCAGGCGCUUUCUUGUCUCAAAUGAGUAAAGAACCCCCCAAAAAGUACACUAGAACAAGAAUAUCUACUGAACCAUUGUUGCAGGCUCAUUCCGAACAACUUAUGCUCCAUAUUCGGUUUUCUUCGUUCAAAUUGCCUCGAACUACGUUGGAAUUUGGUUGGCAAAGGUUCUCCCAGCCAGACACGUCCGUGUUUCUUUCACUCGCCAUGGAUUCAAUCUCAAUCCUGGCCCAUGGAACUCCAAGGAGCAUGUUUUGGUCACCAUUUCUGCAGCUUCGGGUAAGUACAUUUCUCGGACGUUGUUUUUACUUUGCUAAUUAUGAUAGGUGCUACUUACAAUCUCGCUUAUGCCCCUAUCUCAUUGGCUGAAUUGUACUUUGACGAUAUCAUCCAUCCUGCUAUUGCAAUCUUCUUCAUGUGGUCCGUUGUUUAUACUGGAUACUCAUUUGCUGCACUAGCAAGACAGUUCUUACUUUACGAUCCACAGUAUCCUUGGUUUCAAGCGUAAGAGAUGUUCAGCACCCAUAUUUUCAAUGCUGAUUAACAUUAAAUCAGACUCUGUCAAGCAACCCUUUUCGAAACCCAAAAGAAAAAUCGCGAAAGUCCUUCCUCGAUUUCUCGAAAACAGAUGCGAGUAUUCUUCGGCGUCCUCCUUGGGAUCACGUUGUGGCAAUUUCUUCCUGAAUUCAUUUUUCCUAUGCUAGGAAGCCUCGCAUUUCUCUGCUGGGUUGCGCCUCGAAAUCCCGUAGCCAAUUUUGUAGGUUCCGGAUUUGGGGGAAUGGCGGUGCUCAACUUGAGCUUGGAUUGGUCAAGUUUGAGCAAUCUGAGUAACAGUAACAGUUUGUUUGUGACCCCUUGGUGGACACAAGUAAUCAUUUUUACUGCAUUCGUGGUGCGUAAUCUUUUAUGGGGCUACUGUUGCUACUUCGACUAAUAUCAUACAGGUGAACUGCUGGAUUCUUCUGCCAGCCGCAAAAUGGGGAAGUUUGGGAAGCUGGAAAUUACAUUUGAUGUCCAAUCGUGUCUUUACAGGUUUUUCCCUCCCCGCUUCUCAAAGUGCUUGCACUAAUCAUCCCCCAGAAUCUGGCGAUCCCUACCCAAUCAAGAAACUCAUUACACCGUCAGCUGGCUUCAAUGAAACUGCAUUUGCCGAAUAUGGGCCACUCUAUGUAGGUACUCAGCAGUUAUGGAACAUGUUCUUUGAUUACGCAGCAUACACAUCAGCUUUAUCUUGGAUUUUGUUCUUUGGCUUUUCUCAAAUCAAAGGCACUAUUCAGAAAUUGAACCAGCGUAGAAAAAACUCAGUCAAAGGAGAGACGAUCAAUCAUCAAUACACCGAUCAACUAAACAUCCUGCAAAGAAGUUACAAAGAAGUCCCAUGGUGGUGGUCUCUUAUCCUUUUCCUCGUAACCUUCGUGGUAAUCAUCACUAUCUUGGGCACGGGCAAUCUCUUCAUUCCAAUAUGGACCUAUUUCAUUGCUCUUGCGACGGGGGUGAUGGUCGUCAUACCACUUGGUUGGCUUUAUGCGCUUUCAAACUUCCAACUUCCAAUUGGAACUUUCAACGAGUUGAUUUACGGGGUCAUGGUCAAUGCAGUCCCGGGACAUAAAAACCCCGUGGGUGCCACGAUAUACUCCUCUAUCGCGGGAGAUGCCUGGUAUAGAGCUCAGCUUAUGCUGCAAGACCAAAAGAUUGGCCAUUACAUGCACAUACCACCUCGUUCGGUCUUCUUCUCGCAAAUGUUUGGCUGUAAGUACCACUUCAGGCCACACACAAAGGCUCCAACUAAUUUGACCUAAGGUUUCAUUGGUGUCCCAAUCAACUAUGGUGUGAUACGUUGGGUCCUGGGUGCCAAAAAACAAUAUCUAAAUGGCUCGGAGACUGAUCCUACUCACCAGGUAAAUCAGGCGUUGUCCUAAGCUUUCGUAAAAUAGAUGACUGACUCUCAGAAGUGGACAGGACAAGGUCUUGCCAAUACUUUGACUACGAGCGUACAGUACGUACUGGUGGUAAGUGGCCGAAAACAUCCACAUUUUUCGACUAAAACCUAACCGUAUAUCAGGGACCCCAACGCCUAUUCCAGCAUCCAAUGUACGCACCCCUCCCCUAUGGUUUUCUUGUAGGAGCCAUUGCCCCCGCAAUACUCUACGCUCUACACCGGGCCUUUCCACGAGCAAAAAUCCAUCUUUUCAACACCACAAUCUUCUUCUCCGGUCUCUCUAACUUCUAUGGCAACAUCUCGACUGGUUACUCAUCAUCGAUCAUCGGCGGAUUUGUUGUCAUGUAUUGGGCUUUUCGUUAUAGAUACGAUUUGUGGGCAAGAUAUAACUACAUUCUUGCUGCUGCUUUUGAUGCAGGGUUUAAUCUCAAUAUGUUGUUGAUCUUUCUGUUCUUCGGGGCAGGAAAGAUCAUCAAAGCUCCUUAUUGGUGGGGCAAUAAUGAGGAUAGCACAGAUAGAUGCUUUGCACUGGAGUGAAUGCCUAGAAUCAGAUUCGGAUGGGGUAUGAGUGGAAGGUAUGGGCUGUACUUACGUUGCAUUUUUCACAUAGAGCAAGUCAGGUAAGAAUCCUCCAAUGG
This is a messenger RNA of Hymenoscyphus albidus, 3363 nucleotides long. Lineage: Eukaryota; Fungi; Ascomycota; Leotiomycetes; Helotiales; Helotiaceae. The record is from the annotation of a GenBank genome assembly.